Hydatigera taeniaeformis is the source of this 1140-nucleotide messenger RNA. Lineage: Eukaryota; Metazoa; Platyhelminthes; Cestoda; Cyclophyllidea; Taeniidae. The record is from the annotation of a GenBank genome assembly.
AUGUUGUUGGUAGUCGAGAGGCGCGUAAAUACUCAUCGGGUAUAAACUCGAUGCUACUUCAUGAGUUAUCUUUUAAAAUUUAUGAGAGGUCAAAAUUUUAGGCGGAAUGACUUAAUAGCCUUGAAACUUCGCAAAACUGUAGACUAACACAACUAAUCUAUUUUACAACUAAGCUUGAAGUGAUGCUCUUAUCUUACCUUAUUCAAACAAACUCAAUGGGGCUUUUUACUUGCAUAAAGUGGUGAGAACCGGUAGGUAUUUGUAGUCACAUUUUGGAAUUUUAUAUUAAUAUUAAGAUGUAAUUUGCCUGCUUAUUAUGUUAGCCUUCAAUUAUGCCGUAUUCGCACUUGACAUAUUUUUAUAGAAUUACUGAGUAAAAUUGAUGGACUUUGUUUCUAAUGUGCGCAUAAAUGGUGGUUAUUAGCUCCUACAAAAUUUAAAAAUCUGGCUAUUUUCACCGCUACUGCUUGUUGCUUGACUCAGCGUAGGCGGCAGCCCUAAGCAAUAUAAAUGCAUACAUAUAUUAUCAAAGAAUUUCCCCUGCAGCUUUGAAGGCGAGAAGCACGAAAGUCACGACAUUUAUUGUCUCUAGCAUGCAACUCUGACGAGUAAAAUGAUGCAACUUCGGUAUUCAUGAACAAGUAGUUUUCUUUGUUUUCCCGUCAUCCCAAGUCAGCCAGCAUCACCAUUUUGUUAAAAAGUGAACCUCUGAAAAUACCUCCCUUUUUAAAGACCUGACAUCUGAUGCCUCUAAUUCUUGUACACCUUUUUUCCCCCAAGGCCGCGUGUGGAUUGCUGGUAAUUGCAUUUUGAGAAAAAUUGAAUCAUUCAUAAGCGGUCUUGUUUCGUACCACAAAAGUGACCGGGAGCAAUGUUUAUGCCAUCCACCGUAAUAGUUUUUUUUUUGUUAAUGCACCCCGUUUUUUCCCAUUUCAACUCGACAGAGGCAAAUUAAGUGCCUUAUUUUCGACAUUCUAUUCGCAUGCAUGUGUGGAUAAUUGCGUUUUUUUUUUUAAUCAGAAGACACAAAUAAGCAAGUCAUCGCAGAAUAUAGAAAUUGAGAUGAGUUUCGUUUCCCCUUUUCACUCUAGAACGGUCAAUCAAAUCUAUAAUUUGCGUCUGACCUCCAGUGCCGCUUAA